AUGUCAGCUCAAAGUCCACCUCAAAGUGCUAAGAAUGAACCAUCCAUCUUAGAAGAUGCCUCCACUCUAUUAAUGUUUUCCAAAGGUAGUAAUGAAGGUUCUCAGAAAUCAUCGACUUCAUCUCAAGGUUCUCAACAUCAUCAACACCAUCCUGUACAACCACCAUCGCAACCUCACACACAGCAGCACAUGUUGCCAUAUCAAGCACCACCACUUUCCAGAACUUCUACUCUUGGUGGUAUGUCACCUGCAAAUCCGCAAGCAUCACCAGGACCUGCAUCCGUUGCACUUUUACACAAUGAUAGUAGCUCAUUCAGAGAACAAAAUGGGUCUGAUUCGGUUUCACAUUUUGCCAAUCAACAUAAAACCGGUUCAAUGGCGGUAGAACAACCAGAUGAUAACGGCAAGGGAAUGGUUGCAGCAGCAGCAUUAGCAGCAGCAGCCACUGUACCGUUACCUCUUAAGUCUCAUAGUCGCUCAAGUUCAAAUACGAAUGAGACAUCCGAGUGGCCAGUACCUGAUUCCUACAUCGUUAAUAUCGAUUCAGGUGUUAUUACAUGUAUUUGUGGAUUUGAUGACGACGAUGGCUUUACCAUUCAAUGCGAUCAUUGUAAUAGGUGGCAACAUGCUAUUUGCUAUAAUAUUAAGGACAUCGAAACCGCACCCGAUGAUUAUUUGUGUAACAUCUGUUAUCCAAGGAGACUAGACGUUAAAAGAGCAAAAAGGAAGCAAUUGGAAAGAUUACAACGUAACAGACCAUCCAAUGGUUCACGUAUAACUGCUAGUUACGGUGACGAUUUUGAAAAACAUAGUGGUUUAAGGGCAGGUCCCAGUGAACGUGGACAUGAGGAUUGGAAUUCUCAGUUGGAUAUGGUUGAUAAUGGCGAUGACGCUAAUGAUGAACAACGUCGCAAAAGAAAAAGACACGAGGAUUCCACUGAAGAUACAAAGAGAAGGAAGGAAAGUCCGAUUUAUUUGAAUGCAAAGGAUGCAUAUUCUGAAAUUUAUCUACCCACAGAAAAUUACGAGUUUAAGGACAGAUAUGUGAAAUUAUUUAUUGAUAAGCAUAAUGAUGACGACUGGGUAAUCCCCUAUAAUAAGGAAAAAUUCGAAGCAAUGCCAUUAGAAGUGAGAACUUAUGCAGAUACGAAUAACUCCAAAGUCUUCCCAGGAUUUUCCAAACUGGGGGUACAUGUUGGUGAAAGGUGUAAUAAAGGUAAAUUAAUUUGUGAAUAUUUGGGUGAAGUGGAUUUCCAAAAAAAUUAUCUGUUGGAUCCAAGAAAUCAUUAUAGAAUUUGGGGGACAACAAAGUUACGCGUUUUAUUUCAUCCUCAUUGGCCUCUAUACAUUGAUGCAAGACUAGCUGGUAAUGUGGCUCGUUAUGUGCGUAGAAGUUGUAAUCCCAAUGCAGAAUUAGCUACCAUCAGAAUGACCAGCAGUAAUGAGGUGAAAUUUGUUUUACGGGCCACAAGGGAACUGGAAGAAGGUGAAGAGAUACAUUUGGAUUGGCAUUGGGACUUAAGGCAUCCUAUUUGGCAGAUAAUUAAAGGUACAGCAACUCUGGAUUCACUUAACGAUCCUGACAAAUACUUAUUAAUCCACUCAAUAGAUGCUGUGCUAAGCACUUGCGACUGUGCCUGUGGUAGUAACAAUAAAGACUGUGUUUUACUCAAAGUAAAAAAGUUUUCGCAAGCUCUUUACAAGUCGGUCAAAUCAAAGAUGAAUAACAGAUACAAAUUGAAUGAAAUUUUAAAUCAGUAUCAGGGGAAGAAGAGAAGACAACCUCCAAUCUUAGAUCGUUUUUCAACAGAAACAACCAAUAACAAAGAAAGGGCUUCACAAGUAUUGGCUGAUCUCAAUAAUAAAAGAUUUAACAUUGUUGAAUCAGACAACGUUGGACGUAUAGUAAGAGAUGAUACUGUUAAACCUUACAAAUGGAAGCUUAUGGAAUCUUAUACACUGGCCAACAAAAGACCGCUAACGGUGUCUGCUGCCAUGCCAAAUCAGGUGACAAACCCUCUUGAAUACGACGAAUCCAAGGUUAACGAUCUCGAAGUGUUACCAAUUCCCAUUGUAUUAGAGGUCCCACUUUCCAAUAUUAAUAACCAUUCAAGCAGCAGUAUCAAAGUUGACGCUGCUCUGGGGACAAAUGCAUUGCCUUCUACCAGUGAUAUAAGACCACAGGAAUCUUCGUCAGAUCAGAAUUCCAUGAAUAACGAGAAGCGUACGGGAAGCAGUUCAAGUUUACAGGAAAUGUCAGAGAAGAAACCUACAAAGAAGAAAUUGAGCUUUGCAGACUAUCGUAAGAAGCAGUACAAAUAG
Molecule: messenger RNA, 2322 nt
Organism: Zygosaccharomyces rouxii
Lineage: Eukaryota; Fungi; Ascomycota; Saccharomycetes; Saccharomycetales; Saccharomycetaceae
Gene: SET4
Product: Set4p
Exons: 1
Coding region: 1-2322 (773 amino acids)
Molecular function (GO): protein binding
Source: RefSeq, a predicted model, not a curated record